Messenger RNA from Phytophthora nicotianae INRA-310, 1645 nucleotides. RefSeq lists its product as hypothetical. The record is from RefSeq and is a predicted model, not a curated record. The transcript has 4 exons. Bases 61 to 1215 code for a protein of 384 amino acids. Lineage: Eukaryota; Oomycota; Peronosporomycetes; Peronosporales; Peronosporaceae.
ACCUUCCCCAGCUUCAAGCUCGUCACCAGUCGACGCAGUCCGGGUCAGCCCAACGCGGCGAUGGAGCGCAUCUACUCGGCCUUCUUUACGACGGAGCGGCGCCGUGAGCCACCAGAGCUUACGGCCGCGGCACUCGAACUGCAUAACGAGACGCAGAAGUCGCAGAGGCAGCCACCACUGCUGCGUCCUGGAGGCGACAGUGGCAGACGACGGCCUGAUGCGAAGGACGAAUCGACCCACGAGACUAAGCGACAUGCAGCCGCUAGACGCCAGGAGGUGGAAAAGAUGGUGAUGAACUGGAUUAGCGUCAAGAAAGAUCUGGAGGCGGCGUGUCAGGCGGCGGCCAGAGCUUUUUUGCUAGCCUAUGGAGCCAAAGCCUUCACUGCUGUGUUAUUGGCCUCGAGGAAAUGGAGCAGUCUAGAAUACGGCUAUGCUGAUGCAGCCAGACUGCUGUUGAAAGGGGAUACGCUCCGCUUUGGUGUUUUCUUCGGGAGUUUGGUGGGCAUCUUUCGAGUUACGGAACUCGUGACACGAGCAGCUCGAGGUGGCGAAAGAGAUGCCAUCAAUUUGGCUAUCGCUGGGGCAGUCUCCGGCUCAGCGUUGCUGUUAGAUUCGCCUUCAAGGCGCAACACCAUCUCGCUAUAUAUCUUUGUGCGAAUGUUGGAUGUGGUGUGUCGCCAUUUGAUGUCGAUUGGAGUCUUACCGACGUGGCGAUACUCGUCGGAAAUGCUCUUUGCCUUGAGCAAUGCUGCUAUCAUGUAUGCAUUUGUUGUGGACCCGAGUCUGUUACCAAAGGGUUAUUACCAUUGGAUUUGUCGAAUUGGUGCCGUGAACCACCACGGGCUGGAAUACACCAUUCGUCAGCGUAUGCGUGGUCAACUUGAUACGCACGGAAACCCGCUUCCGUUCCGCUUGUGCCAACCACACUACCACAUGGAGUCGUGUGUGACGCACGCCAUCAAGGAAUGGAUUAACGGCCUGGGAAGGUCAAUGCAAAUCUACCUUCCUGUACACUUCCUCCCGGCGAUGUUCUUUCGCUUCCAGCAGCUGCAGGGAGCUCCGGUGUCUACAACUGCGCGGAUCUCCUAUGCAGCCCUUUGCUCUUCGGCAUUUCUCACAUCGUACCAGACGGUGGUAAAACUUGUCGUUUGCACGGCUCGCAAUGCUUUCCACCGAGACUUCGCUGCAACAUCACUGGUUGCUGGAGUACGUUAAAUACUUCCUUUUCCGUGCUCCGAUCCAGCUUUUCUAACGCCGGUGUAUUUAUCAGAUCGCAACGGGUGGAGCUCUCUUCUUCGAGCAUACCAAGCGCCGCUUUGAGCUGAUGUUGUAUUGCUUCCCACGCGCACUUGACAUCGUGUGGCAAGUUUUAAAACGCCGCGGUCUUGUGCGUUACGUGAAACACAGUGAGGUCGUGCUAUUCUGCCUUUCCAUGUCCCUCAUCAUGUCAACCCCGGCGCGUUAUUUCAAGCCGACUUACCUUCGAAUCUUGCGGUUCAUUUUUGGUGGCGACAUUAUUUGAGAACCCCAUAUUUCUUCAAGUGCGUGAUAAGAUAAGCUUAGGCAAAUAUCCACACAAAAAUGCGAGUAAAAUGGCAACCAAAAAAUCAAAAUCAAACGGUUGUGUUUUUCUUCCAGACACCAA